CUCUGAGCAGAAGCCUCUCUCUCUCUUCCGUGAAUGGACUCCCAUCUCUCCGAGAAUCUUUUUUUGUUUAGUGGAGGGUAAAGAUCUCAGCUGAUUCACCACGUUUCAUUUGACUUUACUUCUCCUCCUCGUUCUGCUCCUGCCACCGAGAAAAGUUGGCUCCUGUGACUCUGCUGUUUCGACCAUGAACUUCUCUCGGACUUAAGGGGUUUCCAGAUCAGAAGGAAAGCGCCGUGAACGGCCGAUGGGUGAAAAACCGAGCCUGGGAGCAAAAGAGAAGAAGCCGUUCAUUCAGUGAGAGAAAGACUUUCGAGGAUUUAGAGGGUGAUUUGGGUUUUGGGUGAGCCGUACAUAGGCGGGGAGACAGAUCCGAUUUAAAAAUAGCUGACCUUUGUCCCAGUUUUGUCCCCUGGACAACGAUGGGUUCAGACGUCCGCGACCUGAACUCCCUGCUGCCCCCGCUCCCGGCCUGCCCCAGCCCCGGCUGCCCGGCACUGCCCGUCAGCACGACCCCCCAGUGGGCCCCUGUCCUGGACUUCCACACCGCCGCCUCCCCGUACUCCUCCCUGGCCGCCCCGCAUGCCUCCCUGGGGCCACACUCCUUCAUCAAGCAAGAGCCCAGCUGGGGGACCGCCGGCGACCCCCACCACCACGACACCGACCCCCACUGUGGCCUGAGCGCCUUCACCGUCCACUUCUCCGGCCAGUUUACCGGCACCGGGGCCUGCAGGUACGGGGCCUUCGGGGCACCGCCGCCCCCGACUCAGCCACCGUCCGUGACCGCCCCGCACCACCACCAGCCCCCCAGCAGGAUGUUCAGCAACCCACCGUACCUGACCAACUGCAUGGACACACAGCAGGCGGCACGCAACCAGACAGGCUACAGCGCGGUCGCAUUCGAUGGAGCCGGUAAUUACGGUCACACUCCUACACACCACAGCUCGCAGUUCUCCAACCAUUCCUUCAAGCACGAAGACGCUUUAACCCAGCAAAGCACCAUGGCGGAGCAGCAGUACCCGGUACCUCCACCUGUCUAUGGAUGCCACACGCCUUCAGACAGCUGCACAGGCAGCCAGGCUCUGCUGCUGAGAAACCCAUACAACAGCAGAGAAAAUGUUUAUGAAAUGACCUCUCAGUUGGAGUGUGUGACAUGGAAACCUGUCAAUACACUGGCGUCCACCAUGAAGAGCCACGCGGCGGGCUACGACAGCGACCCCAGCACCCCCAUGCUGUACAGCUGCAGCACACAGUACCGCAUACACACACACGGAGUCUUCAGGGGCCUACAGGAUGUGCGGCGGGUGCCCAGCAUUGCUCCGGCCAUAGUGCGGUCAGAGAGCAGUGAGAAGCGUCCGUUCAUGUGUGCCUACCCAGGAUGCAACAAGCGAUACUUCAAGCUGUCUCACCUGCAGAUGCACAGUCGCAAACACACAGGGGAGAAACCCUACCAGUGUGAGUUCACAGACUGUGGCCGGAGGUUUUCUCGCUCUGACCAGCUCAAACGACACCAGAGGAGACACACAGGAGUUAAACCCUUCCAAUGCGAGACGUGUCAGAGAAAGUUCUCUCGGUCUGACCACCUUAAGACACACACCCGGACUCAUACAGGUAAAACAAGCGAGAAGCCGUUUAACUGCCGGUGGCCGAACUGUCAGAAGAAGUUUGCCCGGAGCGAUGAGUUGGUGCGACACCACAACAUGCACCAGAGGAACCUCACCAAGCUCCAGCUGGCCAUCUGAGUCUUCUGUCACAGUUCAAAAUGUAAACACCUGGGUUACAUCUGCUUCUAUUUUCUGUCUGUGGUUAAUUCAAACCUUGUGACCCCAUUUGCUCCCAAGAAAUUAGCCUGUGUGGGAACCAGUGUCGUCCUAUUAGAAAGUUAAUAGUCGUUAAGAACUAGAUACCACAAUCUACACUAUAAACAUAAACAUUCUUGACGCAUAAAAAAAUAUGUGGAUUGGAAACAGUCUGUAUUCGUCCAGGGUGUGAGAUUUAAAGGAUACGGCUAGCAUACUUUUGUUUUUGCUAACAAAUCCCAUUACAAGACCAAAACCCAAAAUAUGUUCGGUCGUGUUCAGACAGACAUUAGCACUGUGUGAUAGCCACGGCCCCCUCAGUCAGUUGACUGGGAUCACUGUGUUAAUGUAGCAGGGGUCCCAACGGAGAGGGCUCCAGCCAAAAGUGCAGGUUUGCUGUUAAAAAAGUUGAACCUGACUCGGCUUUUGCCGCAAUUCAACGCAUUUGGUGAGGUGCUGUGUUGGCCAAGCAUAUACACACUGCUUACCUUACCUUAAAAUAGUUCUGGUCUGUUUUGUUUUAUUUUAUUUUAUAUUAUUGUUUCAGGAUAGUCCCAUUGAGAUUUAAAAUCUCUUCUAUGAGGGUCUCUUGCAAAGACGGCAGCAUAAAAGCACAAAUAACAGACUAAAGAUAAACAGCAAAUUAUAUGAACCAAUAAAUGAGCAGUGUCGUUCAGCACCAGGACAAGUACAUUCAGUAUAAUAAGUUGUAAAAUACUCAUCGUCUCACCGAUCCCAAAAACAACACUCCCAGAAUGCUGAAUCUGCUCCUACUAAUAAUGUAAAUCUAAUAAAAAAACGAUUUUUUGAAAGGCCUAAUCAUUAGUUUUCAGCAAAUGUUACUCAAACAGGUGUAAAUAGUACAUUUGUUUGGGACUAUUUUUCAUCUGCAGACAUGCUGCAGUAAUUGGGUUUGAGUCAAAAUCAAUGAUAGGGCCCAUGUUCAUUGUAAGGAAGGAACGUUUCACCCAGUGCAACUGAGGGCUCAUUGCUUAUAAUAGUUUUUAACAGUUGAGGGCUACUGCAUUGAGGUUUGUUCGGCUCAUUUUCUGUAACCAGUGUUGCAUUAAAGCGUGGUGGAAUUAGCAAGCAAGCUAACUAGCAAGCUGUCUGCUAGUUAGCUUGCUUGCUAACUAGCAGACAGCCUCACCUCAGUGAGUCCGCGACAUGCCUUAAGUCUGUUUAGUUUAUACAGAAGUUAGCCGGCUACAGCGGUCGCAGUGGCAGCGGUACACAUAAGAAAGGCCGCUAAUGUGACCAACUAUUCUGCUCCUAUUUUAUUUCCAUGGAUUUGGAUUCAAAUAAACUGAUUAUCACCAGAUUUAUCCUUAAAAGAAACUGUUCCUCAUUUUGAAUUAUCUUUUCAUAAAAUCUGUCAGAACAACUGAAAAAGCAUAAUUUCACCGGAGUUUUUUUCAACAAGCAAAAAAAAAUGCUGUGUUACGGAGAUCAUGUUUCCAUCUAUCACUAUAAUGUAAUAUUUAAUUCAUCCCCAGUUAUUGACUGUUUUCUUACCAGCAUGUGUACAGUGAGGUCAAAGGUCAGAUAUGCCCGUACAGUUUAGCGCCUUUCUGCUGUAAAUAUCUCUAUGUAUUGAACUACUUUGGGAAGGCUUAUUUAUUAUCUUUUUGUAGACAAAAACUGCUCUCACUCACUGGAAUGAUUUAAAGGGAGCGAGGUGCCACUCAGUCUCUUUGCUGUGCUAGUUCUCACACUCUCACCAUAAAGGAUAAUACUGGCUUUGAUUUAAAGCAAUCAAAUUAAGUGAAUAACUUGCCUCGAACAACCCAUGCAGUGUUUGCAAUGCAAGCUUUUGGUGUUUUGUCUGGUCGGCAUAAAAUAUAUACUUAAAUACGCUCUGUAUUUAAAAAAGCUUAUCUUUUUUGUUUUUGAGUAAUGUGAGGAUUUCUUUUUACAGGCAGCGCUCUUGGGAGCCUCUUGUCUCUGCGGUGUGUAAAUAUUGCUGGACUUUGGCAGUGUUUUAGACUCUAAAAUAUGUCUGUUUGGUCACACUGGCUCUGUGGCCGGGACAUUAUGGUCGAGAUGUAAAUAAUACUUCUUCAACGUGGGAACUGAACUCUUUCCAUGGAGGGAAAAUAUGUAACUUAACUGAUAUGUUUUAGACUUGUCUUUGGAUGGAUCCAGGAAGUGUUUAUACUUUUCAGUUCUUCUGUGUCUCAUGUGUAUUAAUAUUUGAGUCAUCAAACAGCAAAUGUCAGUGAAACAUUUUGUACUCAAUAGUGUGAGAUAAUUGAACAUGAUGGUUUCUCUCUGUUUAAAUGUAUUGUGACUGUUUUGAUACAGUA
Messenger RNA from Anarrhichthys ocellatus (wolf-eel), 4102 nucleotides. It is a transcript of the gene wt1a, whose product is annotated as WT1 transcription factor a. Gene Ontology annotation, cellular component: nucleus. Gene Ontology annotation, biological process: regulation of transcription by RNA polymerase II. NCBI's taxonomy places the organism in Eukaryota, Metazoa, Chordata, Actinopteri, Perciformes, Anarhichadidae. Gene Ontology annotation, molecular function: DNA-binding transcription factor activity, RNA polymerase II-specific; RNA polymerase II cis-regulatory region sequence-specific DNA binding. The transcript is spliced from 9 exons. The coding region runs from base 420 to 1739 and encodes 439 amino acids. The record is from RefSeq and is a predicted model, not a curated record.